AUGGCUGCGCAUAAGAAGUUUAAUUUCGAUGAUCCAGAAGACAGUUACUGGAACACAAGUGGCACUUCCACUUCAGAGUUUUUUGAAGACCCUCCAUUAGCUUCUAAUGCGGUGAGGUCAUCUUUUUUUCCCGAAGAAUUUUUGAACGUUGAACAACUGGAAGCAGCUGCUCGAGCUGCAUUAGAGGACUUAUUCGAGAGUCAAGUCCGUUUUGGAGCUGAUGAUCUGUCUUCCAAUGCAGACAGUGAACUGCCGACAGAUGAUGGAAACAAUUUGCUUCCCUAUACUGCUGAUGUGGGACGGCUCAGUCUCAAUGCUGAUCGUAGGUCUCGUGUUGAAGAAAAAGUAGCUGCCGAAAAGUGUGCUAAACCCCAUGAAACUGGUGUUGUUUUCCCUGUUAAAUCCGCUGCUUCAAUUAUCUCUGAAGGAAGUGUAGGUUCUUUUUCAAAUGAGCUAGUAUCACAGGCUGACUAUGCUCGGUUGAAAAGUGAACAUCGUAGAUUACAGCGGUAUCUCGAGCAGUUGAAACGUGAACGUUAUACGGCUGCAGAUCCUGAGGUUACAGUCCGGCGACUACGAAACGGUGAGCCAGUUACUUUAGAUCUAUAUCGAAGUAAGAAGGAGAAAUUAGAGUUACUGUCUUCAGCUCUUGACUCUUUGGACGGUAAUGCAAUUAAUGCUGUUAUUCUUUUCCUGAAACGUACUUUUUCGGAGUCGCUUUUUCGCGAGGUUCUGUUAGAAAAUGUUGUUGCUGCGGAUCAUUACUUAUCUUUAUUGAAGCAGCUCAACGAUUAUAGCACACUGGCGAUGACUUUAUCAGCUCUUGGGAGGCAUGAGGAGGCUAGUAUGGUUGAGUUCUCAAUGGCCUGUCGUCAACAUACACCUGAACAGAAGGUUCAGCGAUUGAAAAAGUGUUUAAUUAGCAGUUUCAGCAGUGCAUCGCUUAAUUCUGAAGCUAAAAUUGUUAACGAAUAUAUUGAUUUAUUGGAGAGACAGAUACCAAUUGACGCUGCAGACAAUAAUGAUACCGUUCUUGCUUCUAGUAUUUUUACCAGGUUUCCUAAAACGAAAUCAAUUGUUGGCGAAACUUUGCGUAAUACAUUACACUAUUGCUGCCUUUACCAUUAUGAUCUUCCAGUAAAUGCUUUCGCUAGUCCUUUGUCUAUAAAGGAACUGUUCCACCUGAAUGACAGAGAAUUUAUUUGGACAGCUGUCUCAGCACUUAGCAGACUGGCGAGAUGGGCUGAUAUAGAACAGCUGCUUACUAGCAGAAAACUUCUUGGAGGCAACAAAAUAUUUUGCCCUUUUGCUUGGCGGUAUUUGUUUCAGUUGCUAACUGCAUAUGAAACCCCUCCGAAGGAGUUGCUCUGUAGGUUUCUACGGGCAGUACCUGACAUAGAUGAAAGGAAGAAGCUUGCUGGAUUAUAUCCUGAAACAGCAGAUGUCGUUAUCGAAUGCAUGAUUACUCAGAAAGAUAGAUUAGGGCUUGGGUCAUUUAUAUCAAAACUUGCACCUCACGGAUCUGACGCCCAGAAAGUGCAAGGAGUAUUGAAAGAUACCGUAUGUUUUGAUUUGUAA
This is a messenger RNA of Enterobius vermicularis (human pinworm), 1578 nucleotides long. The record is from the annotation of a GenBank genome assembly. Lineage: Eukaryota; Metazoa; Nematoda; Chromadorea; Rhabditida; Oxyuridae.